This is a messenger RNA of Peronospora matthiolae, 183 nucleotides long. Lineage: Eukaryota; Oomycota; Peronosporomycetes; Peronosporales; Peronosporaceae. The record is from the annotation of a GenBank genome assembly.
AUGGGAUCCGUGAGGCGACCGGACGGCUACGGUGGGUUCUCUGUAUCGUGUGAUGUACGGCAGGAUCUAACGCCAGUGCCUCCUGGACACGGCAACCCCUCGAUGCUGCUGAAGGAGGCUGUCCCCUCCCUUCUCCACCGAGCAAGGGGCGUGGUGAUGGCUCGGUGGCCGUUGUUUGAUUGA